Molecule: messenger RNA, 3347 nt
Organism: Lepisosteus oculatus (spotted gar)
Lineage: Eukaryota; Metazoa; Chordata; Actinopteri; Semionotiformes; Lepisosteidae
Gene: gask1b
Product: golgi associated kinase 1B
Cellular component (GO): Golgi apparatus
Source: RefSeq, a predicted model, not a curated record
GAUACUUCGGUGCCAGGAGUGGCCAUACUAUAAGCUCAUACGCUGAUCUUUUAACAAAUCACACCCAUGAUGCACGCUAGAAAUGAGAUUCUUAGGUUUUGCACCACCCUCAGCAGAGUAUAAAGAAAUUGUGCUCAGUCCAUCAUGUUGGAUGAUAAUGGGGACUUUCCUCAUUUGUUUAGGCGAAGUAAAAAACUUCAUUGUUCAGUGGUCCAGUUGCUGUUUUCGGAAAGUAUUGAAGAUUAUCAGUAGAUAUUCAAAAUCCAAAAGGAAUUUUCUUAUUGCUAGUACAUGUUUCAUGUACGUGUUUUUUCUUGUUUCUCGAGUAGGACGAAACUUGCCUGAGCUAUCUGAUAAGCAGCACAGAAGAAGCAGAGGAAACUAUAUACAAAAAUCCGGUAUGUCCCGGGCCGCCUCCACCCGUGUGCGCAUUGAAGACAUAUCAGAAGAUAAUACAGCUUCUCGGAAACCUAAUGUGGUUUACAUAACACUUAAAUCGAAGCGUGGAAAACCAGCAGUUAUUAGAAGUACUAUAAGACCAAAAACCAGGAGAAAGUACUCAAUUACAAAUAGCCAUGCACUCAUUGAUGGAUUAAAUUAUAUUAGAAGUAUUAUCCAAAGUGAAGGAACUCGCCUGUCAAAUAACACGAGAACUGGACAUGAAAAACAAAGACAAUCUUAUCCCCACGUAUUCAAGGAUACAAUUCCACAUGAAGGCCAAAGACAACCGAUAGAUGCUCGUUAUGGUUCUUUAAGGAUAUACAGCGAAAGUGCCCCACCAUGGUUUAGUAAAGAAGACAUUGACGCUCUCCGCUUCUUAGCAGAUAGCUAUGUAUCGAAAAUUAAAGACAUAUCGUCAGGCAGCCAACAGCGCUUACUGUUGUUUGAAACGUCGACAGAUACUCCCGGUAAAUUCUCAGGUGAAGAUAAGAAUAAUACUUCAAAAUGCCAAGGACGCUGCGGCUUGAUCAAGAGACCAGUGGACAUGAGUGAAGUGUUUGCUUUUCAUUUGGAUAGGAUUCUGGGGUUCAAUAGAAGUUUGCCGGCUGUAUGCAGGAGGUUUAGGUUGUUUCAAGACAGUCAACCCUACCCAGUGGUACUGUGGGACUCCACACUCUCUCCUGCAGACAAUGAGAUUCAGUCCACAGUGAGACUAACCUGGGGAUCUUACCAACACUCACUUAAACAGAAAUGUUGGCAACGUGGGAUCGUACCCAAGGCAGAGUGGAGGUGCUCCAGUAUCCAUCAUUAUGAAUGGAGCAAGCUGGCUCUCUUUGAUUUCUUGCUGCAGGUAUACAAUCGACUUGACAGGAAUUGUUGUGGAUUCAAACCCCGCAAGGAAGAUACUUGUUUUCAAAAUGGACUGUACCUGGAGUGUGCUGAUCAAGAUAACAACGAUCUGAUGCAUAUCAUUCACAGAAGAAAUGACCCAAGGCAUUUGGUUUUUGUUGAUAACAAAGGAUAUUUUGACAGAGAUGAAGGCAAUCUGAAUUUUAAACUCCUAGAAGGAAUAAAGGAGCUUCCUGAAUCUGCAAUCACUGUCCUAAAAAGCCAGCGCCUGAGGGAGAAACUCCUGCAGUCCUUGUUCCUUGACAAAGUUUACUGGGAGAGUCAUGGAGGACGCCGAGGGAUUGAAAAGCUGAUUGACGUGAUUGAGAGAAGGGUCAAGAUCCUGCUAACAUAUGCCAAUGCACAUGGAAUCAAAGUCACACCUAUGAAUGAGUGAGAACAUCUGAAGUGGACACAUGGAAUGAAUUGCUGUCCAUAAUUAUUCUGACAAUUAUUAAGUUUGUACAGAGUAUUGCAUUUGGGUGUCGACAUCUACACGGUAUGUAAACAAUGUAAAUUACAAGGCCAAUUAACAUUAAAUGUAUCCAAAGUGAAUGCAUUCCAUGCUGUAAAAUAUGAGCAUUUUUCAAAAGAGAAAAGAAAAGUUAUGUGCCAGAAUAAUCCAAUGUGAAUGUAGCUUUCAUUCACAAAAUAUUAUUCCCUGCAUUUGGUAGCAUACAGUAUGUUUGUGGUUUAGAAUGACUCAUUCCUUUCAUUUCAAGAGAAUCUUCCACUUAGUCUUGCAACUAUUGAUUAAGAUUUUUAAAUGUUAUAUUUAUUAUAAUACUACUGCCUUUUGUACUGUGACUAAAACUUAAUAUUUUUCAUUGAUGUUGCCUUUUUUAUUUGUCAUUUUGCAGAGGAAAAGUUUGGAAAACAGAACUAUGUUUAGAGUAUGAAAAAUUAGAUCCAAACAUAGCUCUUGAAAUAUGCAUAGAAUGUUAUUUUCUUUAGAAAUGAAUCCAACUAAGCAAAGUUUACUUGGAGAGAAUACUGUCUCCUAAAAUAAGAUUUUUCUGUAUUAUCUAAUAUAUGUUUUCUAAGUUUCCAAUAAGAUUUUUUUAUGAUCACAAUUUGUUGUUUUGUUUAAUAAAAUGCAUGUUUUAUGAAAUGGUAAUUUAGAAAAUAUUCCACUUGAUUAAGUAUUUUGGCAACAAAAGUAUUUUAUUAAACAACUUGUGUAACUAUUUGUAAUAUGCAAACUUACAAGCUUAGAAAAUAAGUCUGUUGGUUGCUGAUUUUUUAGUCUACCAUGUGUCAUUAGAGUGAGCAAGACCAUUUGUUGUUUUAACCCCUUUAGAUGUGUAUUUACAUAGAGUUGUCUAUUGAUCUUCCCUGCAUGUUUUUUUAGGAAGGCCUCUUUUCAGAAAAGCUGUGCUGAGACCAUAUUUUUCUCAUAGUCACACAUUUUUGGGGUCAUUUCAGUAGACACAGGGAUCUGCCAGGGCUGUAUUAUUGACUUUAUUUAAGUAGAAACCUGCCAAGAGCUUACUGUAUACAGUAUAUCUAACUUAUUUUUUAUGCAAAUUAAUUUAUAAGCACCAAAAACAUGUAUUUUUAACACGUGAAUCAGCUUUGAUUUAAACACAGCAUCUAUUACACCUGUUGCAUUCAUUAACCUAUUGCAAUUAUUAUGAAUCAAUGCACUCUUUAAUCAUAAACUCUUUAAGCACAAGAGAAUUAACAAAAAGACUACUUUACUAGAAUUAUCUUUUCAAUUUAAAUAUAUUCUUUACUCUUUAAAGUGACUUAGAUUAUUCAAAAUGUCUUCUCAAGUCAGAAGCACUGUGCAGCUAAUGAACUAGUGCAACCAGUCAAGAUACUGUUUUUAUUAGAACUGAUGUUUAUAGAUGUUAAGGCUGUGGAAAACAGGGUCAGGCAAGGGGACCAGACACAACAAAGGUGUGAAGGGACAAACUUUUUUUCAUUAUGUCUAAUGUCGCGCUGUUUAUGUCUUGAUAUACAGUAUACUGCCUAAUAAACUUUUUAUAGCAUCUGCAAAUAAAAUUUAAUAAUUU